Molecule: messenger RNA, 5975 nt
Organism: Polyodon spathula (Mississippi paddlefish)
Lineage: Eukaryota; Metazoa; Chordata; Actinopteri; Acipenseriformes; Polyodontidae
Product: protein transport protein Sec31A-like
Exons: 29
Coding region: 216-4013 (1265 amino acids)
Biological process (GO): endoplasmic reticulum to Golgi vesicle-mediated transport; intracellular protein transport; endoplasmic reticulum organization
Cellular component (GO): COPII vesicle coat; endoplasmic reticulum exit site
Molecular function (GO): protein binding; structural molecule activity
Source: RefSeq, a predicted model, not a curated record
GAAACGUGGACCCUGUACAGCCGCAGUUAGUUGCCUGCCUGCCUGCCUUCCUUGUUUGCAAGCGAGAGCUGACACAACAGACCCUAGAAAAGGAAGGAGACAGCCUGCGGAUAACAGUACACAAACCCGGGCAUUUCCGUGCAGCAUACACAUCCGAUCUGUGAUUACUCGUGUUGUAUUUAUUAUUGCGGGGCCAAUACAGUGCAGUCUGGAGGAUGAAGCUAAAAGAGAUUGACCGCACUGCAAUGCAGGCCUGGAGCCCAGCUCAGCAGCAUCCUAUCUAUCUGGCCACUGGCACUUCGGCUCAGCAACUUGACGCAACUUUCAGUACAAAUGCUGCCCUUGAGAUUUUUGAGCUGGAUCUCACAGACACUACACUGGAUAUGAAAUCAUGUGGCACGUUCUCCUCUUCACACAGGUAUCAUAAACUGGUUUGGGGACCACAUGGGAUGAGUUCAGAAGAACAUCCCAGUGGAGUCCUCAUUGCUGGGGGUGAAAAUGGAAAUGUUAUUCUGUACGACGCAGCGAAAAUCAUAGCUGGAGACAGCGAUGUGGUCAUCGCUCAGAAUGAUAAGCACUCUGGACCAGUUAGAGCGCUGGAUGUUAAUUCGUUCCAGGCAAACCUUGUUGUCUCAGGAGGUAACGAGUCUGAAAUCUACAUUUGGGAUCUGAACAAUUUUGAUUCUCCGAUGACACCUGGACCAAAAUCUCAGCCUCUUGAAGACAUCAGUUGUGUUGCUUGGAACAGGCAAGUCCAGCAUAUCUUGGCUUCAGCCAGCCCCAGUGGACGUGCGUCAGUGUGGGACCUGCGGAAAAACGAACCCAUUAUCAAAGUCAGCGACCACAGCAAUAGGAUGCACUGUUCAGGGUUGGCUUGGAACCCUGAGGUGGCCACCCAGCUAGUGCUUGCAUCAGAAGAUGACAGGAUGCCCGUUAUUCAAAUGUGGGACCUGAGGUUUGCCUCCUCGCCCCUGAAAGUCCUGGAAAACCACACAAGGGGUGUACUGGCCAUUGCCUGGAGCUUGGCAGACCCCGAGUUGCUCCUGAGCUGUGGGAAGGACAACAGGAUUCUCUGCUGGAACCCCAACUCUGGAGAGGUGCUGUAUGAGCUGCCCACCAGCACACAGUGGUGCUUUGAUAUCCAGUGGUGUCCCAGAAACCCAGCUGUCCUCUCUGCAGCAGCCUUUGAUGGACACAUCAGUGUCUACUCUAUCAUGGGAGGCAGCUGUGAUGGCCAGAGGCAGAAGCAAGCAGAUCAGCUCACCUCCUCCUUUGGGAAUCUGGAUCCCUUUGGUACUGGCCAGACCCUCCCUCCCCUGCAGCUCCGUCAGCCCGCAGUCCAGCAAAGCACAGUGAUGCCCCUGAAGAAACCCCCCAAGUGGAUACGCAGACCUGUAGGAGCGUCGUUCGCUUUUGGAGGCAAGCUGGUAACAUUUGGAAAUGUAACUGUCCAACCUCAGCAGCAGCAGCUAGUUCCUCAUCACGUUUAUGUGAGCCAGGUUGUCACGGAAACAGACUUUUUGGAGCGCUCUAAUCAGCUUCAGUCUGCUGUGCAGGCUGGAAAUUUUUUCAAUUUCUGUCAGUCUAAAGUAGACGCUUCACAGACUGAAUUUGAGAGGAACAUCUGGUCUUUCUUAAAGAUCAACUUUGAGAUUGAUCCUCGCAACAAAUACUUGGAGCUUUUGGGGUAUAAAAAGGAAGAACUUGUUAAGAAGAUUGCUGCUGCAUUAGAGAAAGACGCAACUGUAGAUGGGAAAGCUGAGGAGGCUGUUUGUGAAACUGAGCAGGCAGUGGAAAGGGUUGAAGGGAGCCCCAUUGCUGAAGAGCAGACCCAGGGAGAGACAGAGCACCCCGUUGAUGAGGACGGAGGGGAUGCUGAUCUUAAAGAACAAGCCUCUGAAGUAAAGGAGACCUUGAACAUCUCGAUCAGUGGGGAUGUCGAUGGGCUCAUUACUCAGGCCUUGCUCACUGGUGACUUUGAGGGUGCUGUGGAUCUCUGUCUCCAUGACAACCGCAUGGCAGACGCCAUUAUCCUGGCCAUCGCAGGAGGGCAGGAGCUCCUGACAAAGACUCAGGAAAAAUACUUCGCCAAAACGCAGAGCAAGAUCACCAGGCUGAUUACUGCAGUGGUCACAAAGGACUGGAAGGAGAUUGUUCAGUCAUGUGACCUGCAGAACUGGAGAGAGGCGCUGGCUGCUGUGCUGACGUACGCUCGUCCUGAUGAAUUUGCAGCCCUUUGCGGUGAUCUUGGUACCCGGCUGGAAAGAGAUGGAGACCUCAACCUCCAGGCCCAGGCCUGCCUGUGCUACAUCUGUGCUGGUGAUGUGGAGAAGCUGGUAGCAUGCUGGACCAAAGCACAGGAUGGGAACUCGCCACUAUCCUUGCAGGACCUGGUUGAGAAGGUAGUGAUCUUGCGUAAGGCCGUUGAAAUGAGCCAGGGAGUGAGCAGCAAUGCUGCAGGGGCUCUCCUCGCUGAGAAGAUGAUUCACUAUGCCAGUCUGCUGGCAGCUCAAGGCAGUCUGAGCACUGCUAUGGCCUAUCUGCCAAGCAACACUGAUCAGACAAACAUUGUGCAUUUGCGUGACAGACUUUAUAGAGCACAGGGUGAACAAGCCCCAGGAGCACAGGUUCCUUAUGAGAGACAACAGGCAACCAAAGGAAGGGCUUCCGCCAAGCAGGCCCACCCAGCCGGGCAGAUGCCACAGCACCAGCCACAAGCCCAGACACAACAGUACUACCCACAGGUAAGAUCUGCCCAUACUGUCACUUCCUGGAGUAACCAAACUCCCACUGCCCUUCCAAGUAUUCCACCUGCAGCCUCUGCCUCAGACACUCAGGUUGAGCCCCCACCUCCAGGUUUCAUCAUGCAGGGACCUGCUAACCCUGUAGCUGCCAGCGCAGCCCCUGGUUAUAUGUACGGGCAGCCCAGCGCACGACAGCAGUAUCCGCAGACUUACCCUCAGACACAGCAGUACCCUCAAGGCAUGGGGGGGCCAUCAAUCUAUCAACCUCAGCAACCCACUGCGUCUCCUCCUCCUCCUCCUUCACCCUCUGCUUCGUACCCUUCUCACUACCUGCACUCUGCAUCUUCUCACUCUGUUUACACGGGACAGCCUCCAACCUCGGCUAUGGGACCCGUCUCACCUGCUUCCUCUUUCCCUCCUCCUGCUUCUGGAGCCUCCUUCCAGCAUGGCGGGCCUGGAGCUCCAGCCUCUUCUUACCCACCACCACUGACAGGACCAACAGGUACCCUGCCUGCCGCCCAAAACGAGCUGCCUGCUUCGCAGAGAACAGGAGGAAUAAACACCCCAGACAUAACCUGCUUCCUAGAAGGACCACAGAAUGGAUGGAACGAUCCUCCCAGUCUGAGCAGAGUACCAAAGAAGAAGAAGCUUCCAGACCACUACGCUCCUCCAGUUCCAAUCACAGCCCCAAUAAUGAACCCCUUAGGGGAUCCCCAGGCACAGCAGUCCUCUCUCCCACCCACCUUCCAGCCCCAGCAGCACCCUGCAGGACAGCCAGGGCUGCAGCCCUCCUUCCCCGGGAUCCAGCAGCCGCUGCUGCAGCCUGCUCUACAGCCCUCUGCACCAAAGCUCAGUGCUGAAGGGCCGCCUGGUGCACCUAUAGGAGACGUCAUACAGCCCUUUCAAUCCAUACCGGCUGAAAAAAUCACCAAAAAGCCCAUUCCUGAUGAGCAUCUGGUCCUCAAGACCACGUUUGAAGGGCUAAUUCAGAAGUGUAUGAAUGCUGCUACAGAUCCACAAACAAGGAGAAAGCUGGAUGAUGCAAACAAACGCCUGGAGUUCUUGUAUGAUAAACUGCGUGACCAAACGCUCUCUCCAACAAUUGUCAAUGGUUUACAUAACAUCGCCAGGAGUAUUGAAACACGAAACUACAUGGAGGGAUUGAACAUGCACACCCACAUCGUUGGCAACAGCAACUUCAGCGAGACGUCUGCUUUCAUGCCUGUCCUCAAAGUAGUCCUUACACAGGCCAACAAGCUAGGGGUAUAAUCUUCACAGAAUACCGGAUCAUUCCGUAAAACCGCUUCUGUACCAUAGCAAGCAAGAACAAGUAGGACCAACUAUGAUAGCAUGUGUAGCUGGCUUAUUGGGUCAUCACUGGCAUAUGCUAAAGGUCUUAAAAAGAAUCAACAUUUUAAAAGCUUUUAUCUGUGAUUUUAAUGUGUAAUCAUCAAAUCCUGAGAGCAGAGUGCAAUGGCCUUGGUGCUUUUUUAAUUGGUUUUUGUUUGUGUUCAACAAAGGGCAUCUAAAUGUAAACAGUAUUAAAAAAAAAUCCUGCUUUUAAUGAUUGACAUGUUGUGCGAGAAGUCUGUAUAAAACGUGGAAGUCUGAAUAAGAAGACUGUACAAUAGGACCCUGUAUGUGUUUUUAUGUUUGUAUCUCUGUGUGUCUGUUGAUUAAUCACUUUAUUAUUUAGUCUUUUAAGGCUUUUAUCACAAAAUGCUGCCUGUUUUUUCUUAGUCCCCCCCCCCCACCACCCUUAAACAAUUAGGACAAUUGUGCAGUGCAUUUUUUUUCUAAGAAACUAAAUCUCCAACAACUUACAAUAUUUAAAAUAAACAUUAAUUUAUAGAUGAAGUGGUAUUGGAAAUAAUCUUUUUCUCUGUCGUCUCCUGGUAGAUUUUUAUGAAGUGUUUCUGUUUAAACAAUGCUGUUGAUGUUUUGACGAGUCCUACCAUUGUGUUUCCAGUUCUUUCAGUUUGGUCUGUUUUUAAUAUUUUUGAAGUGUAUCCCCAUUAAUAUACAUAAGCAGGCACUUGUCUGGAGAUGAUCAUGCAGGCUGAUUCCUAAAAAAGCUCUUGUUCUUUGAAAUAAAUUGCAAAUUGAAUUGUCCUGACAUUCUUAAAUGAAACUUGUCAUAUGCACAUGUGAAAAUCUUCACAAUGAAUUUGCAAUAAACAGGCACUGCUCUGAACUCAGUAAUGCACACUGAUUCUUAAUGAUUUUGAUCCCUUAAAAACAUGGCAAAGUAAAGGUUCUAGUAUUUUUUUCACCAAGAUUCCCACAUGUACAAAACUGCAUUUUAAAGUUUGAUUGUUUAUUUUCAUUUUUAUCGAAUGCCUACAGUAUAAGUCUUGCUUAUUUUUAAAGCAUUAAAUGCAAAAAAUGUUCACAGUAUUCCUUAAAUUGUGUUUACAGAUGACACUGUUGUAUUACACUAUGCUAUAGAACUGUCUGUAGUAUAAUGAUGCCUGAAACGUAUUCCCUCUCUCACCAGAAUAUCUGAAUGUUCUCUGACCAUGGUCUGCCUUGGUAACAUAAUUUUAAACUAAUAUGUACAAAUAUUCUAUGUGUAUCAUUAAAAUGUAAUCAGUCAUCCCAUGUAAUACAUCUGGAUUGUCAUUUUAAUGGAAUAGGACAAGUGAUUGGUGAAAAUUAUAAGCCUCCUAGCAUAAUAUAUACAUCGCAUAUUGAAAUACAGGCUUAUUGCCUAUAAUUACGCAAGUGUUUGACAGCAUAGCUAGCUAGCAUUGUCUGUGCAACUAUAUGUAUAUUGUAAUCUGAGCCGUUUAAAUCCAGGUAACUCAAGUCAAACAAUUUAAGCAUUGUACUUAAAACAGCUUUUAACUUAAUGAAAAGCUUGACUUUAACAAUAUUUGUCAGUUCAGGAAACUAAUUCAUACCCCGCUUUUUGUUGUUCAUUACUGUAGCAUUCUUUUGUUCAGAUUCGUCCAUUUUCCUGGAUGUGUGUGUGUGUGUUUUUUUUUUACGUACAUUUUGUUUUGUCUCCUUAUUGGACAGUGAUGUGGAAGUUGUAACUGGUUUUAAUCUGUUUUUUAAAGCAUAGACCACUUCGCAUUUACGCAUUAAUAUAGUGUUGUAAAUUUAGCAGUAAUUUAGUGUUAGGAUUUAAAUUGAAAUUUCACUCUUAAUGCUCAGUGUUUGACUGUUUUUUUUUUUUAAUUGUAUUACUAUAUACCGAAAAUCACAUUAAAUAAAAGGCUUACUCGA